GAGCCUCAUCCCUUCUUUUCUCUUCCAGGACAGAGAAGAAGAAGAAGAAGAGAGGAUCUCUGUGACGAUGGGAGGCUCCGUGCUCCCCCUGGUGGCCGUGUGCGUCUUGGCCCUCCUGCCCCUCGGCAUUCUGGGUAGGAGCUCUGCGCGGGUGAAGAGGGGCUGGGUGUGGAACCAGUUCUUCGUCCUGGAGGAAUACACGGGCCUGGACCCGCUGUACAUCGGGAAGCUCCACUCGGACAUGGACGAAGGCGACGGCUCCAUCCGGUACAUCCUGAGCGGCGAGGGCGCCGGCACCACCUUCACCAUCGACGACGGCACCGGGGACAUCCACGCCAUCCAGCGGCUGGACCGCGAGCGGAAGGCGCAGUACGUGCUGCGCGCCCAGGCCCGGAGCCGCCGCACCGACCGGCCGCUGGAGCCCGAGUCCCAGUUCAUCGUCAAGAUCCAGGACAUCAACGACAACGAGCCGCGCUUCCCCGACGGGCCGUACCGGGCCUCGGUGCCUGAGAUGUCCAGCAUCGGAACCUCAGUGAUCCAGCUCACCGCGGUGGAUGCUGAUGACCCGUCGUACGGUAACAGCGCUCGUGUUGUCUACAGCAUCCUGGAGGGGCAGCCCUACUUCUCUGUGGAUGCCAAGACCGGUGUGGUCCGCGUGUCCCUGGCCGACAUGGACCGGGAGACCAGGGAGAACUACACGGUGGCGGUCCAGGCCAAGGACAUGGGGGGCCAGCUGGGGGGUCUGGCCGGGACCACCACGGUCAACAUCACGCUGGAGGACGUCAACGACAACCCGCCCACGUUCGACCAGCGGUUGUACCAGAUGAGCAUCCCCGAGGUGGCGCCCGUGGGCUCCGUGGUGGGCCGCAUCUGGGCCAGGGACCGGGACACCGGGGUCAACGCCGAGAUGGAGUACAGCAUCAUCGACGGAGACGGCCGGGACACCUUCGCCAUCGCCACCGACCCCACCCACAUGUUCGGCAUCAUCACCGUGAAGAGGCCGCUGGACUUUGAGAACAAGCCCAGCUACACCCUGAAGGUGGAGGGCUCCAACAGCCAGCAGGCUCCGCCCCCUCGCGGCCCCUUCCAGGACGUGACCAUCGUGCACGUGAGCGUGGAGGACGUGGACGAGCCGCCGCGCUUCGACCGGCCGGCGUACGGCGCCGAGCUGCCGGAGGACGCCGAGGUCGGCACCGUGGUGAGGACGGUGGCGGCGAGGGACCCCGACGCCGCCAACCACACCGUGAGGUACUCCAUCGACAGGUCCAGCGACCCCGAGGCGUUCUUCUACAUGGAGAUCACCACCGGGGCUCUGAUCACGAUGCGUUCACUGGACCGGGAGGAGGUGGGCUGGCACAACAUCACCGUCCUCGCCAUGGAGAUGAGUAACCCCACGCAGAUCUCCAGCGCCCUGGUGGCCGUGAGGGUCCUGGACGUGAACGACAACCCGCCCUCGCUGACGCACCAGCAGGAGGCGUACGUGUGCGACAGCGCCAAAGCGGGACAGCUGAUCCAGACGGUGGCGGCGGUGGAUCGAGACGAGCCGCUCGCCGGACAACAUUUUAACUUCCGUCUGGCUCCGGAAGCCGUGAACAACCCCAACUUCACCCUGAGGGACAACCAAGACAACACGGCGUGGAUCCUGACCCGGCGAGGAGGCUGGUCCCAGCGGGACCAGACCGUCUUCUACUUGCCCAUCUUCAUCUCCGACGGCGAGCAGCCGGUGCACACCAGCACCAGCACGGUGACCAUCCGCGUGUGCAGCUGCGACCACGACGGCAACGUCAUGUCGUGCAACGCCGAGGCGCACAGCCUGCCCGCCAGCCUCAGCCGGGGGGCGCUCAUCGCCAUCCUGGCCUGCAUCUUCGUCCUGCUGGUGAUGAUCCUGCUCAUGCUCUCCCUGCGCACCCACCGCAAGAAGCCCUUCCUGUGCGACGAGGAGGAGAACGUCAACGAGAACAUCGUGCGCUACGACGACGAGGGCGGCGGCGAGGAGGACACCGAGGCCUUCGACAUCGGCGCCAUGUGGAACCCGCGCGAGGCGCACCGCCACCCGCACCGCCCCCCGGGCACGGCGAGGCAGGACAUGCUGCCGGAGAUCGAGAGCCUGUCGCGGUACGUGCCCCAGGCGCGCGUCGCGGGCGGCGCCGACAGCAGCGUGCGCGGCUACGUGCUGGCGAAGCUGCUGGACGCGGACGCCGGCGCCUCGCCGUUCGACUCGCUGCAGACGUACGCCUACGAGGGCGAGGGCUCGGUGGCCGAGUCGCUCAGCUCGCUGCAGUCGGGGGCGUCCAACACGGACCACGAGUACGACUACCUCAACGACUGGGGGCCGCGCUUCACGAAACUGGCGGAGAUGUACGGCGUGCUGGAGACGAACCCCGCCCCCGUGUGGUAGAACAGACGCUUUUAUUUUUUGAUUUUCUUGGGGUGGAAAAUCUCGACGAAUCGGAGACGGAAAGAAGAAAAAAAAGAACAUCGGAGAAUGGACGACGAACAAUAGCCGCGAACUCCACGGCACUUGAACUCCUGCCGAGGCCUCGAAGGCCCGAGAUGCCCGCUGAGCUACUUUAGCAUUAGCAUUAGCAUCCCCCCCCCCCCCGCCUCAAAGCACACGUUAACUCUCCUGUCUUGGUUCAAAGUGUCAAAACUUUACUCAAACUCUGAAACGACAGACAGAAGUCACAGGAGUUGUUGUUGUUGUUGUUGUUGUUGUUGUUCUGUUUCAUCCGUGGCCGGUCCUAAUUUAUUUCUUCGUUCCAUGUGCCGUAUAUUUAUAUAUUUUUCUUGCUAACUUAUUUGGGUACCUUCACACUGACACUACACCUUUAAAGGGUCACGUGUACGUCGGCACACGCGUGAUGUGGAAGCUCUCGUUUCAUUCACGGUUCCCUGAGAGUUUCUCUUGAAUGUCACAUGACGCGCUGAUUGAUGUAAAACCUGUGUGGGGUUGGUUUUGUUGUUGUUGUUUUUUUCUACAGGUUGAUAUGUUUAUCAUAUUAUUAUUAUUGUUGUUGUUUUUGUAUCAUAUUUGUAUCGAAACUGUUUUUCUCAACACAAAAACACAAGAAGCAGUUCACUCACGAGAAACCGAGGGAAGCCAUUUUGUUUUUGGGGGCGGGGCCAGAAAUUGGACGUAUCCCUGCAGGCACAUCUGGGACGAUCGUGUGACUCGAGUCGCAUUUCUUUUCUUUUUUCUCCGGACCCACCGCCGUGCCGCUUCGUCCUCCCGACCCCGUGGACUUCAGAGACGCCGAUAAGGAUGCAUCAAGUGCCAAAAGUAUUUUAAAGAAAAAGAACAUUUUGGAUGAAAAAUGAAUAAAUCAGCAAAACACAAACACCUAAAGACGAUAUAAAAAAAAGAUUUUUCAAACUGAGAAGGAAGUGAAGGAGCAUUUUGAUAACUGAUUGGGGAGAAGUUUACCUGGACUCUGACGUGGUCCGCCACGCCGCAGUGAGCCGUGUGCAGAUGUAGAUACCAUUUUGUAUUCUUGGUAAUAAAAAGGAAA
Pseudoliparis swirei is the source of this 3509-nucleotide messenger RNA. RefSeq names its product cadherin-20-like. Gene Ontology annotation, cellular component: catenin complex; adherens junction; plasma membrane. The coding region runs from base 68 to 2398 and encodes 776 amino acids. Lineage: Eukaryota; Metazoa; Chordata; Actinopteri; Perciformes; Liparidae. Gene Ontology annotation, biological process: adherens junction organization; multicellular organism development; cell morphogenesis. The record is from RefSeq and is a predicted model, not a curated record. Gene Ontology annotation, molecular function: calcium ion binding; cadherin binding. The transcript has 11 exons.